CCCCACGGGCCGCCGCUGUAGUGACGUCAGACUGGCGCACGGACCUUCCCUGCAGCAGGGGUCCUGCGGUAGACCUUUCUUUUUCCGCGGCGGAAGCUGCCGGCGUCGGUGCUUAACGGUGCGCGGCCUUCCGCAGCCAGGGUUCCGACCUGCGAGCUCCCGGGAGCCGCGCGCCAUCUUCACCGAGCGCCAUGGUUUCGGCCGGCGGGCCGGAAGCGGCUGGACGCUGCGCUCUGUUCAGCCUCCUUUUGCUUCUGUUGAUCGCGGGCUCUGCCCGGGGCUGGAACGACCCUGACUGUCUGAUGUCAUCGUCUCUGACUCUUGUCAUGGCUGCCUGUUGCUGUACCUGGCAGUUGCCAUGGCACCGGCAGUCCUUGAGUCACACUUCGUGGACAGGGCUGCAAACCUUGGAGACAGAGUAUUGUUGCGGGAUAUAAAAGCUCUUACCCUCCACUAUGACCGCUAUACUACUUCCCGUAGGUUGGAUCCGAUCCCACAGUUGAAAUGUGUUGGAGGCACAGCUGGAUGUGAUUCUUAUACCCCCAAAGUCAUACAGUGUCAGAACAAAGGCUGGGAUGGUUAUGAUGUACAGUGGGAAUGUAAGACCGAUUUAGAUAUCGCGUACAAAUUUGGAAAAACUGUGGUGAGCUGUGAAGGCUAUGAAUCCUCUGAAGACCAGUAUGUACUGAGAGGUUCCUGUGGCUUGGAGUAUCACUUAGAUUACACGGAGCUUGGCCUGAAGAAAUCGAGAGAGUCUGGAAAAAACCAUGGCUUUAACUCUUUCUCUGAUUAUUAUAAUAAGCUGUACUCCCGAGAAUCUUGUAGCAUCAGUGGAGUGCUUACCAUCGUGGUGCUACUUGCUAUUGCCUUUGGAGUUUAUAAAUUCUUCCUUAGUAAUGGUCAUGAUUCUCCUCCACCAUAUUCUGAGUAUCCUCCAUAUUCUCAUCGUUAUCAGAGAUUCACCAAUUCUGAAGGACCCUCUCCUGCAGGCUUUAAGUCUGAGUUCACAGGACCGCAUGGUGCAACUUCUGGUUUUGGCAGUGCUUUCACUGGACAACAAGGACAUGAAAAUUCAGGACCAGGGUUCUGGACUGGCUUGGGAACUGGAGGAAUAUUAGGAUAUUUGUUUGGCAGCAAUAGAGCAGCAACACCCUUUUCUGACUCGUGGUACCACCCAUCCUCAUACUCCAGCUCGUGGAAUAGGCGUGCUUAUUCACCACUUCGUGGAGACCCAGGAAGCUAUUCAGCGUGUUCAAGCUCAGAGCCAAAAAGCAGAACAGCGUCAGGAUAUGGUGGUACCAGAAGACGAUAAGAAAGUAAAAAGUUGGGAUCAAACACUGGAUGCAAAACUUCUGAUUUUUCAUCACUUUCUCUUAUAAAACGUGCCCCUUGCUAACAGCUGGGGAAAGAGAAUAUGCAAAAGUUCUGUGGUGUUUUGUCCUGUAUAGCUUUUUGUGUUCUGUUAUUUGAGGCUAGGGGUUGACAUGACAAAAUGCUUAUCUAGAGAAUCAUGUUUGUGUAACAUGCAGAUGUAUAUUAUAGUUUUUGAAAGUGAUGACUACUGUAGAAUGCUGAGAAUGUAUUGUGUGAUUUCUGACACCUGUGAUGCCAUAAGAAGCAUUAAGAAUGAAGGCUUUAUACCAUUAGACACUGAGUACAGAAAUUUUCAGUCUUAGGUGGUUUUAGUUGUUGAUUCAUUACAUCAUAGAAGCGAUAAUAAUCUAUUUGGUAUGUGUUAUUGGGUGUUUGCUGUUCUUCAAACAUUUAAACCAAACUUUGGACUACUAAUUAUACUUCCUUGUGUGUUUUGAUCACUUCUGAGCUCAGGAGCUUUGAACCUGUCAGUGGUGUGUGGGGUUCUGGUAAGUGAGAACUACCUUUUUAGGAAAAGGUAGAAAAUAAGUAUCUAGAAGGUUAUUUUGAAUGGCAGUGUGCUGACAAAAAUGCUUGAAGCCUCCGUAUUCAUUUUUUUAAGAAGUAAAGUUCAAGUGCUUCAGCAAAGGUUUUCUAAUAACAGAAGCAUGUAGUUCUCUGUGGAAUCUCAGAUGUUGUAGCAGUCUGUGUCAGUCUUACAUUAAAAUGACAGAAAAAAUAAAAACAAACAAAGGGUUUUAUUCUUUCUUUCUA
Messenger RNA from Aethalodelphis obliquidens (Pacific white-sided dolphin), 2127 nucleotides. RefSeq names its product store-operated calcium entry associated regulatory factor (gene SARAF). Gene Ontology annotation, biological process: regulation of store-operated calcium entry. Gene Ontology annotation, cellular component: endoplasmic reticulum membrane. The transcript is spliced from 7 exons. The record is from RefSeq and is a predicted model, not a curated record. Lineage: Eukaryota; Metazoa; Chordata; Mammalia; Artiodactyla; Delphinidae. The coding region runs from base 359 to 1312 and encodes 317 amino acids.